AAUAAAGCAAAACCCAAAAAGAAAACACAAGCAGCAGCAGCAUAGCUAGCUGCAAAUCAUGAAUUGAACACAAGAUGGCUUUUUUAGUUGACAUGAACAGAAACUUAGCAGCUCUCUGUCUCUCAUUGCAACUCUUUCUCAUUUGAGUGAGUGAGAGAGAGAGAGAGAGAGAGAGAGAAAGAGGAGUGAGACCACUCUAUAGAAGAAACGAAGACACAUACACUAUCCAAGAAUUUUGGAUCUUUAAAUGGAACUGGAGAUGGAGUUGGAUUCUGAGAAGAGUAGCAUCUCAGAUCUGAGUCCUAAUACUGUUCUUCCUCAUCGACGUUGUUCAGAAGUUGAAAAGAGAAGUGUGAAUGGCAAACUCACACGCAAAGAUGAUAUUUUGAGGGUAAAGGAGAGCUUCACUGAGAUUAGUUUCCGUCGUUACCGUAGUUCCUCUUGCAAGAAUGUUCUGUCUAGACCUGUUGGUUCAGAAGGUCACAUAGAGCCAAAGCGAGGCUCCAUGUAUCAAAGCUCCAGAGAAGUAAGGAGAAUGAAGGAAAUGGGCUGUAAUGAGGAAAGGAGAAAAAUUGAACUGUCGCGUGCUAGUGACACUUCGUUUUCUUUCAGAAUUGUUGACUCUCUGCAUUGCUUAGAUGAAGAGACCAUGCAGAAGAGAUCUCCUGCAAGCUCUGUGAGCUCAAACUUGAAUCCAAAGUCUGUUCGAAGACCUUGCAUAGAGCCAUGCUCAUCAGAUGACUUCACUGAAAUUUGUCCAAAUUUGGAUAAGAGAGAUAAACAUUCUGCUGGAGUUGUUGGAAGUGACUCGAUUGGGAAUCCAAACUUCAAAUGUGAGCAAGUUGUUGGUCCACUAAAUGAUGGUAAUGAGCUUCUGGAAAGAGAUACAGCCCUGACAUUCCAGAAAUCACUCUCUGCUAAGGUAGAAAUUCCAUGUUCACCUUCUUCUUCAGGAAGUUAUUUAUCUAAUGGAGCCAGCUCAAAGUCCCGAUUUAGUCCCAUGCGGAUGAUGUUCGAUCCAUUCACAAAGUCCAAGUCUCUCCGGAGUCCGUUAGGUCAUGUCCCUGAACCAGGUGAUGCCAAAACUACUGGGAUGUCAAACAUGAGAAGGAAUCAGACAUUUCGGAAAUAUUUGUUCCAUGACUUCUCACAUACAGAUCAAAAAGUAGAUUUUGAUUCUCAGAUUGCCAAGAAAGAUCACCAUCAUUCAGCUGUAGCGUGUUCACCAGUUCACCUACAUGGUCGACUGAAGUUGGAAAAUAAACACGGGGUGCCAUUUUUCGAGUUCUCAUUAGAUUUCCCUGAAGAAGUUCUGGUGGCUAAGACAUGGAAAGCAAAUAACGCAUUUAAUUGGGUCUAUACAUUUCACUCCAUUUCCAGUAGAAAAAAGAGCAAUGCCACAGGAUGGGGGUUGACUGAUGGCAAUAAGGAAUCGUUGGUAGGGCAGAUGCAAGUUUCGUGUUAUUUAUGUUCAAAAUUAAAAGAUGGUGGGAACUUUGACAACUCUAUGGUGACAGAGUUUGUGAUGUACGAUAUUGCGCAUGCAAGACACAGAGUUUCUACUGAAGACUCCCCUGAUGUUAGACCUGACAGCAGUGCCAAUCCAGGCUUGGUUGGUGGAAGUCAUGAGAUGGGUGGUAACUCUGAUGCAGUGAAGCUCAAACAUCAACCAAAAUAUGCUUUUGAUAGAAGCCACUUUGAUUCUUCCAAUCCUUAUCCACGGGCAUCUGCAGUUUUGCAUCCAGACCUUGAAAUAGCAGCCGUUGUUAUUCAACUCCCAUUUGCAAAGAGAGAGAGCCUGAAAUUCAAAAGGGGGGACAAGGGUAGUGAUGAAAUGCAUUCAAAUCUGCUCAACCUUUCUGUUGGUGAGCAAAGGAGGAAAACUAUACCAGAUAAAGAAAAUCCAGAGAACGUGAAGGUGGUGAUUCCAACUGGCAAUCAUAGUUUGCCAAGCGGUGAUAGUCGGGGUCCUUCUUCAUUGCUUGAUAGAUGGAGAUCUGGUGGAGGCUGUGACUGUGGUGGCUGGGAUAUGGCCUGCCCCCUUACCGUUUUUGGCAAUCCUGGCAUCCAAUGUGCUGAAGAUGAGCCACUCUUGGAUAAUCAGCGGCCUCUGGAACUUUUUCUUAUGGGAACAAAAGAGAAUAUACCAGCAUUGACCAUGACAGUUCUUGAAGAGGGUCAAUAUGCUGUUGAUUUCCAUGCACAAUUAUCCACAUUGCAAGCAUUUUCCAUAUGUGUUGCUAUAUUGCAUGGUACAGAAGCCACUGGUGUGACUAGAGAGGAAAGAGGCAAUCAGUUAUCACAUUGCAAUUCACUGAAAAUGCUUAUUGAGGAGGAAGUGAAGUUCUUAAUUGAAACAGUCACGGAGGAGGAGAAAAGGAAAGCAUCCAAGAAAGUGGAAGGGAUCAGGCAGUCUUACGUGCUUAACCCUCCAUUUUCUCCAAUUUCUCGGGUAUAGAGUCGACAAUUUGCUUUGUAACGCUGAAUGCUUCCUGUAGAGAAACGCUGAUCAGGCUUGCAAAUAACUGGAACCAAAAAAAUCCAACGAAGAAAGAGUUUUUCAUGAUCUAAAAGGGGGGGCUGCAGGAAGUGGCCGGUUGCAGUAAUCUUUGCCGAGGCUAACUAGCAACCUUUAAACGGCUGUGCUCGUCAGGAUUUUUUCAAUGUAUUAUUUGAUUCUAUUUUGUUUUUCCAUUUUUCAACUAGCUAGAAAUAGAAUAGAAACUCAUUGCUGUCCAUAAUUGUAACUUGAUAGGGAGGGAGAAAGUACUGAGUGGAAAGAAAGAAGGGGUCUUAUACUUUUUUUUUUGUAUUAAUAUAUUUGGAGCUAUGAAGUUCAAAAUUGUUUUCACUUCAAAAUAAUGAAUAAUGGAUUACUUUAUCCUGGUUAAA
Molecule: messenger RNA, 2892 nt
Organism: Populus nigra (black poplar)
Lineage: Eukaryota; Viridiplantae; Streptophyta; Magnoliopsida; Malpighiales; Salicaceae
Exons: 3
Coding region: 248-2458 (736 amino acids)
Source: RefSeq, a predicted model, not a curated record